This is a messenger RNA of Saxophila tyrrhenica, 435 nucleotides long. It is a transcript of the gene RPS16, whose product is annotated as 40S ribosomal protein S16. Gene Ontology annotation, molecular function: RNA binding; structural constituent of ribosome. NCBI's taxonomy places the organism in Eukaryota, Fungi, Ascomycota, Dothideomycetes, Mycosphaerellales, Extremaceae. Gene Ontology annotation, cellular component: cytosolic small ribosomal subunit; ribosome. The record is from RefSeq and is a predicted model, not a curated record. Bases 1 to 435 code for a protein of 144 amino acids. Gene Ontology annotation, biological process: translation; maturation of SSU-rRNA from tricistronic rRNA transcript (SSU-rRNA, 5.8S rRNA, LSU-rRNA). The transcript has 3 exons.
AUGUCGGCCGCCGUGCAAUCCGUCCAAUGCUUCGGCAAGAAGAAGACCGCGACCGCAGUGGCGCACUGCAAGCAAGGAAAGGGCCUCGUCAAGGUCAACGGCAAGCCGCUCUCGCUCGUCGAGCCGCAGAUUCUGAGGUUCAAGGUGUAUGAGCCGCUGUUGAUUUUGGGGUUGGACAAGUUCUCCGACGUCGACAUCCGAGUGCGAGUCCGUGGUGGUGGCCACGUCUCACAAGUCUUCGCCAUUCGCCAGGCUAUCGCAAAGAGCAUCAUCGCCUACUACCAGAAGUACAUCGACGAGCACAGCAAGAACCAGCUCAAGCAAGCACUCGUGGCCUACGACCGUACCCUGCUCGUGGCCGACAACAGGCGAUGCGAGCCAAAGAAGUUCGGCGGUCCAGGUGCGCGUGCGCGGUACCAGAAGUCUUACCGGUAA